Molecule: messenger RNA, 2019 nt
Organism: Ustilaginoidea virens
Lineage: Eukaryota; Fungi; Ascomycota; Sordariomycetes; Hypocreales; Clavicipitaceae
Exons: 2
Coding region: 1-2019 (672 amino acids)
Biological process (GO): transmembrane transport
Cellular component (GO): membrane
Molecular function (GO): transmembrane transporter activity
Source: RefSeq, a predicted model, not a curated record
AUGGGCUUUGAAUCUUCCGACUCCGAUUCGGGGGCUUCCCAACGCCAUCAUCGUCCGCACGCCAUCCCUGGUGAAAUCCCCAUUCCUCACGGACCUCCCGGUGAUCACGACAGUGACGACUUCACUCUUCAGCAUGCCACCGCGGACGAGCAGCGCAUUUUCAGCCACGUCACCCGCCCCGAUGACUCGUACACGUCAGAGGGCGUCUACUGGGCCGACUUGCCUUGGAUGCAGCGCGUCAGGUUUGUUUCCCAAGUCGAUGGACAGGCUGCCGCCAAAGAGCUAAGCACCAUCGGUGCAAUGAUGAAGAAAGACCCUCUGUCUCCCAUUUCGUGGUAUUUCCGACACGCCGUCAUCCCCGGUGCUGGUCUCGGCCUGGAAGGAUACGUCCUCUUCUCCAUUGGCAAUCUGGAGCCGCUCUUUAAAAAGGUGUGGCCUGAAUGCUGGGACAAGCAUCAAGUCUGCAGCAAGAACUGGAUUGCCAGCGUGACAUAUCUCGAAAUCAUUGGCAUCAUGGUCGGGCAAGUCUUUGUUGGUGUCAUCGGUGACUGGGUUGGCCGUCGAUGGGGCCUGAUCCAGGACGCCAUCAUCAUGUUCAUCGGUCUGCUCAUGCUGACUGCUAGCUGGGGCCUGACUUUGCAAGGCUGGGUCAUUUGCUAUGCCUGCUCUCUCUUCUUCUACUCUCUUGGGGUUGGGGGAGAGUAUCCCAUUACCGCAACCUCGUCCCUGGAAAACGCCGUCACGGCCGGCAAGCUGUCUACCAAGGAAGACCGUCUCCACCGCGGCCGCCGCGUCACAAUGGCCUUUCUCAUGCAGGGUUGGGGCCAAUUCGUCAACCAGGUUCUCCUGAUCGUCCUUCUCGUCAUCUUCAACAAGGGAACCGGCUCCCCGCCGUACAGCACGUCCGCAGCCCAGUAUGCCUUCCGCCUGUCAUUUGCCUUCCCUGCCAUUGGCACCCUCUGGCUCGUCUACUACAGAACCUGGAAGAUGCCCCACGCCUCCAAGCAGCUGGCCCAAGCCAAGAACCGAACCAACGUGACCGGAUAUGACGUGACUGCUCUCCGCUACUGCUUCAGCCACUUUGGCGGCCGCCUGCUUGCCACUGCCGGCACCUGGUUCUGCAACGACGUCUUCUUCUACGGCAACAAGCUGUUUCAGGGUCAGUUCAUCAAGGUCAUCUCCGACAACCCCGACUCCCUCAUGACCAACUGGACCUGGAACCUGGUCAACAUUACCGUGUCUCUGGCCGGAUACUACCUCGCCUCUCUCCUCAUCGACAACAAGCUCUACGGACGCAAGAUGAUGCAGCAGGUUGGCUUCUUCAUGUGCUUCCUCAUGUUUGUCAUCCCGGCCUUCCGCUACAAGUACUUCAGCGGGCCCGAGGGCAUCCACUCCUUCCAGGCCAUGUACUUCUUGUCAUCCUUCUUCAACCAGUUUGGGCCCAACUCCGUCACCUUCCUCAUUGCCGGAGAAGUCUUCCCCACCCCCGUUCGCGCAACUGCUCACGGCUUCUCCGCCUGCCUGGGCAAGGCCGGCGCUCUCCUGGCCUCUGUCCUCUACAACUACAUUGACGACCAGACCAAGUUUUAUGUCGUUCCCUGGUUCGGCCUCGCCGGCAUGUUCCUGACUUGGAUGUUCCUCCCCGACACCACUGGACUGGACCUCAAGGAGCAGGAGCGCCGCUGGAGAUAUAUUCGCGACGGCAAGGCCCAAGAGUACCACGGCGUAGCCGUCCACCCUCAGCACCUGAGCCUGUGGGAGCGCAUUUGCGGACUGCACAAGACGUACGAUCCAGAGGCCGACUGGAAGGCAAAGAUUGCUGACAUGCGCUCCGAGUGGGAGGCUGUCCAGGCGGCUCGUGGCCCCAAAGAGGCCGAGGGCGACGAUGAUCAUGGCAUGCCGGAUGACGGCGAGUUUUCGAGCGAGAUCCACGCCUACUUUAAGCGCUCCAGCCCCAAGAAUCCUGCAAGCGCGCGCGGCGUCCUCGGCGAAAAGGCGCACGACGGUGAAGCAAGGUGA